AUGGCCCAGGACUUCGAGAGUGACGAGGAUGUGUCUGACGGCGAGGGCGACAGGGUCACCCUCUUCAGCUCGGCCGGUCAGCUGCCGCCCAGUGGGCAGGCCGAUGCCGACACUCUGCCUGUGAUGCCUCGGGAGCAGCUGGACACCAUCAGUGAGGAGACCUGGUGGAUCCAAGAGGAAGAGAGCACGGAGCAGCGGGCCGAGGAGACUGAGAGCAGGCCGGGCAGGGCGCGCUUAGGCAGCCUUCGGCGUUUUGAGUCCCUGAGCUCCCUCAACCUGUGUCCUGCCUCCUCACUUGCCAGCUCCUGCCCGCCCAGCAGGGCGCCCUCCCCACCCCGAAGGAGGCGGCGCAGCCUGGCGCACGAGGGAGACCGGCUGGGCAUCAUGACUGCG
Molecule: messenger RNA, 393 nt
Organism: Rangifer tarandus platyrhynchus (Svalbard reindeer)
Lineage: Eukaryota; Metazoa; Chordata; Mammalia; Artiodactyla; Cervidae
Source: the annotation of a GenBank genome assembly